AAAGAAAAACAAACACCCACGAAAGCGGGAACUUCGAAUCCAGACACCCACGUAUAUAUCACUACUACCCAUUCCUACUCCUAGGGUUUAAUUGCAUCAUUCCUCAAUUAUAUACACACAUUAUAUACACAAAUUGCCCAAUUCUUCAAACUUUCGCAGAUGGAAGAAGUUAGGGCUACCUCUGCUUGGGUCGCCUCCCGCUCAUCCCACGUCACCCUCGACACCUCAGGAAUUGAAAACCUCGCCGAAAGAAUCAAAGAUUCGGUAUCAAAGGUGGAGUGGGAUUUCGAAGGAAUCCAUUUUUUCGACAAUGGACCUCUUACUGUGCAGUAUCUGUUUGUGUUGGAUGCACUCAAUUUCUGCUUUUGGCCCGAUAAUGAAUUGAAUUAUGAUCAUUUGGCUGCGGGAUUGAAGGGAGCUCUUCAGAAUGAUAGGUCUGCUUUUGAUGCAGACCGAUUACAGAAGUACACUGGUCCUGAACUACGCAAAAUGCUAAAUUGGCCUAGGCCACUACCUUUGGAGGAUGAACGAGUGCGCUUAUUGCAUGAGGUGGGAUUUGAGUUAGAGAAGUCUUUUGAUGGGAAAGCAGCAAACCUAGUGAAAUCCUGUGAGAAAUCAGCUGGAAAGCUUGUGGCGCUAAUCACGAGCCACUUUCCUGGUUUCAGGGAUCACUCGGUGUACAAAGGUCACCAGAUUUUCUUGUAUAAGAGGGCUCAGAUAUUUGCUGCAGAUUUGUGGGGCGCAUUUAAGGGUCAAGGAUAUGGUGAACUCAAAGACAUAGAAUCAGUGACGAUGUUUGCUGACUAUAUUGUGCCUGCAGUUCUUCAACAGCUUGGAGUGCUGAGAUAUAGUCCUUCCUUGUCUGGUAUAAUUGAGUCCAAUAGAGAGAUAACUUCAGGAACUGAGGAGGAGGUAGAACUUAGAGCAUGCACAAUCCAUGCGGUAGAGGAAAUAAAGGAGUCGAUCCAGAGAAAAACUGGGAAGCAGGUGCUGAGUGUGGAGUUGGAUCUAUGGCUAUGGGCGUAUGGCAUUCGCUGUCCUUCCCUUCAACAUCAUCGGACACUCUCCAUUUAUUAUUGAGUUUAGAGGGGAAGAGUUUUUCAGGUAGCUUCACAAAAACACUAGUGUAAUUAGAGGCUGCCGUUUUACGUAAUUUGUUUAAUGUUAAUGGCGUUGGCAUAAGUAGCACAAGCUAAUUAUGUCACUUUUGCACCAUAGGUCUCCCAAUAUAAGCUUAAGUUCUAUCUAGUUUAGCAGCUCUAAUUCCUAGUGGCUUGUGUUUAUCAAAGGAUUAUUAGCCCUAACCACUUCUUUGGUCUCUCGCAUUCGUUUUACUUAUUUCUGAUUACAGAUUUUUUUA
Messenger RNA from Salvia miltiorrhiza (redroot sage), 1360 nucleotides. RefSeq lists its product as uncharacterized. The transcript is spliced from 7 exons. Bases 160 to 1080 code for a protein of 306 amino acids. NCBI's taxonomy places the organism in Eukaryota, Viridiplantae, Streptophyta, Magnoliopsida, Lamiales, Lamiaceae. The record is from RefSeq and is a predicted model, not a curated record.